Molecule: messenger RNA, 696 nt
Organism: Paraglomus brasilianum
Lineage: Eukaryota; Fungi; Glomeromycota; Glomeromycetes; Paraglomerales; Paraglomeraceae
Source: the annotation of a GenBank genome assembly
AUGCUCCUCAAAGAUAUUUUAGCUGUUGCAACCGGAAUUCGAUCGUCUACGCUUGUCGAUAUAGUCUUUUUGACUAGCGAGGAUGCACGCGAUCUCAAUUCUAAACUAGAGGAUGUAAAGAAUAUCUCUGCGCAUUGUUUAUGUGUUGUUCAGUUUGCUGAUUCACACACGUUCAUAUGUAAUUCCACUUUACUCGGACAAAGGCUUGACGCAAAGGAGAGUCUUGCGUUUGUUAACGUUAACAAGGCAAUGAAAAUUCCGCAGCUUGGCACGUUCCCACCAGACCUCUAUUCUUUUAUUUUCGACGAGCUCGACCCUUUUUUAUCCUCGACAAGGGAUUCGUCGUCAAUCUUGGCUAUCCCAUCAAUGCCAAAGUGCAUGGUAUCUAUAUCCGGAUGGUUGCUGGAAUACCCCGUCAUAUAUUUCCAGGAUGAUGUAGAGGAUGACCGAGGAAAUUGUUUGGGAAAUGUUGAUUUAAGAGUAUGUAGCGUAUACCUUGGAAAGCAAAACAGUGAAACCAGUUACAAGUUGCUUAGUUUCAGCUAUCCCAAGACGUUGAUCUCGGAAAUCAAGGAAGCUGCGCUUGUUAAUAGAAUGCAACUGGUCUAUAACUCGAGACUGAAAGGACAGCAUAUCUGGAAUGAGUCAUGCAUUAUACGUAUCACUGAUAGAACAUUAUCGAUUGUAGCAUUGUGA